AUGGACCGCUCCUUCAGCGUGGAUGACCUGGUGGGCGGGAUCUGGAGGCUGGGCCAGGCCGGCGUGGGCCGCUCGGACUCCGAGGCCGCGUUCCAGGAGCUGCUGAAGGGCUUCCCGUCGACCAACAACCUGGCGGCACAGGCCAGCGGCGGGGUGGAUUGCGGCCAGGACGGCGCGGUCGAGGAGGGCCAGAACGGCGAACGGGAGGCCGGCGAGAAGGCGGCGUCGAUAUCGGGGUUCGGCGCGGCGGGGCUGCCAGGCGGCAUGUCCACCGGCUUUCCCACCACCUCCAUUCCCCAGGUCGACCUGUCGUCCCUCCCACACGUCCUCCAGGCCAACGGCCUCCAGGCAGCCCUGUCUGCUGUGCCUGGCCUCCAAGGGGCCGCGCACCCCCUGGUGGCGGCCGCUGCUGGACUGUCUCCUGCGGCAGCAGCAGCCGCUGCGGCCUUGCAGCUCUCCCAGCUGAGCAACGCGGCUGUCGUGGCACAAGCUCCCCCAGCUGGCAUGGACAGGGAGUCGCUGGAGAAGGCUGAACAGAGGAGAGCAAGGAGAAUGUUGUCGAACCGCGAGUCAGCCAGAAGGUCUCGUCGACGGAAACAGGAUCAUCUUAUGACUAUGGAGGACCAGAUAAAUAUCCUCCUUGAAGACAAACGGAAAUGGAUGGAAACAAAGGAAUCUCUUGAGCGGCGUUGUGAGCUGGCUGAGGAGGAGAGCAGGAAACUGAGGGAGGAGAACCAGAGAUUGAGAGAUGAGCUCAGAAUACUCGAUCUGGUGGUGAGCUGGGCGCACCCAAUGGGCAUGAAUAUCUCUGGAAAUAUUGUUGUCAUUAAACACUGUCAGAAUUUGCGCAGGGCCAUCACCAGAGUGUUGUUUUGUAUUGGGGAUGAUCUGGUGUCUCUCUCCAGUCUUGUGGCAUGA
Ostreobium quekettii is the source of this 918-nucleotide messenger RNA. The record is from the annotation of a GenBank genome assembly. Lineage: Eukaryota; Viridiplantae; Chlorophyta; Ulvophyceae; Bryopsidales; Ostreobiaceae.